This is a messenger RNA of Ilyonectria robusta, 1593 nucleotides long. Its product is annotated as general substrate transporter. Gene Ontology annotation, biological process: carbohydrate transport; transmembrane transport. The transcript has 4 exons. Gene Ontology annotation, cellular component: membrane. The record is from RefSeq and is a predicted model, not a curated record. The coding region runs from base 1 to 1593 and encodes 530 amino acids. Gene Ontology annotation, molecular function: carbohydrate:proton symporter activity. Lineage: Eukaryota; Fungi; Ascomycota; Sordariomycetes; Hypocreales; Nectriaceae.
AUGGGAUUUAGUACUCAUGCAUCCGGCACAAAUGAUCCGCCCGAAGUGCGGAACUGGCGUAUCCACAUGAUCGCCUUGGUGGCGAGCAUGUCCGCACUUGCAAUGGGCUAUGAUACAGCCGUUAUUGGAGGCACUAUGGCCUUGGAAUCGUUCAUCCGAGACUUUGGUCUUGACGCUGGCGACCAAGUGUCCAGAAAUACGAUACAGGGUAACAUUGUUUCGACUUUUCAGGCCGGUUGCUUCUUCGGCGCCCUUCUGACGUUUCCCAUCGCCGAGAAGUGGGGUCGUAAAAAGACCGUCAUUCUCGCAGCCUCUGUGUUUCUUAUUGGCGGCACACUAAUGACUGCUGCGAAUGGCAACAUGAACAUGAUUAUCGGCGGCCGAGCUGUGGCUGGCCUUGGCAUCGGCGCCUCGUCUCUCACAGUCCCCGUCUACAUUGCAGAGACGGCUCCCCCAUCUAUCCGCGGACGCUUGGUAGGUAUUUUCGAAAUCGCUUCUCAGGGAGGCGGCAUGCUGGGUUUCUGGAUCAACUACGCGACGGACCGGACGAUAAACGUGAAUACGAAAACGCAGUGGAUUAUCCCUCUUGCGCUGCAGCUCGUCCCGGGAAUUGGACUCUGCUUUGGUAUGAUGUGGUGUCCGGAGUCUCCUCGAUGGCUAGCCAGAGGGGAUAACUUUGAAGCCGCCGAAAAGGUUCUCGUUGAUAUUAGAGGACUAUCAUCUGACCACGAGUACAUCCGGCGCGAAAUGGGCGAAAUCCGAGCCCAAGUCGAAGAGCGAAGCACCAACAGAAUGGACAAGAAGCAGCAGUUCAAGAAGCUCUUCCAAAAGGGCGUCCGCAACCGCAUGGGAAUCGGCCUGGCCCUCAUGUUCCUGCAGAGCUUCACGGGCGUCAACAUCAUCACGUACUACUCGCCCCGCAUCUUCGAGAGCCUUGGCGUCUCGGGUACGUCCCUGCGGCUCUUCUCGACGGGCUUCUACGGGAUCGCCAAGACGCUGGGCAUGUUCCUCUUCACGUUCUGGGUGGUGGAAAAGGUCGGGCGCCGCAAGGGCUUGAUUUGGGGCGCCGCUCUUGGCUGCAUCCCCAUGUGGUACAUUGGCGGCUACGUGAUGGCCGCCGAUCCGGCUGCCGCCGCAGCAGCUGGGACGAUCAACCGCGAUGGAUGGGGAUAUAUCGCCAUUGUGUGCGUGUACAUCAACGCCGUCAUCAUCUGCGCGACCUGGCAGGGCAUCACCUGGACGUACGCGUCGGAGAUAUUCCCCCUCGACAUCCGCAUGCUGUGCGUGGCGCUGACGACGGCCGACACCUGGCUGGGCUCCUUUAUCAUUGCGCGCUCGACGCCGUACAUGAUUUCAGACCUCGGCUACGGUGCAUACUUCUUCUUUGCGACCAUCCUGGUGUGCAUGGGUAUAUGGUCGCUCUUCUUCGUGCCGGAAACGAAAGGUGUUACUCUCGAGGAGAUGGAUGCUCUGUUCGCGAGACCCGUGUACAAGACGGUUUGGGCGCAAAUACGACGCAGGGAGGUUCUCCCAGCUGCGCGAUCCGACUCCCCCUUCGACGAAAAGGACGUCAAGGACGAAAAGGAGCCGUAG